Messenger RNA from Zalophus californianus (California sea lion), 8858 nucleotides. It is a transcript of the gene SSBP2, whose product is annotated as single stranded DNA binding protein 2. NCBI's taxonomy places the organism in Eukaryota, Metazoa, Chordata, Mammalia, Carnivora, Otariidae. Gene Ontology annotation, molecular function: protein binding; single-stranded DNA binding. The transcript is spliced from 17 exons. The record is from RefSeq and is a predicted model, not a curated record. Gene Ontology annotation, biological process: positive regulation of transcription by RNA polymerase II. Bases 173 to 1282 code for a protein of 369 amino acids. Gene Ontology annotation, cellular component: nucleus.
GGGGGAGGCCUGUCAGUCUCGCGCGUUGCCUGGGCGAAGGGGGCGGAGCUUUGGCGUGGGGCGGCCAAUAGUGGGGGUGGCUGCGUGGGUCGCCAUGGGGACGGGGCUGUUCCCGGGGAGGCUGUGAUGGGUUGACAGGUGCGUGACAGUGGGAGCUGCUCUCGGCACAAGCAUGUACGGCAAAGGCAAGAGUAACAGCAGCGCCGUCCCGUCCGACAGCCAGGCCCGGGAGAAGUUAGCACUCUACGUAUAUGAAUAUCUGCUCCAUGUAGGAGCUCAGAAAUCGGCCCAAACAUUUUUAUCAGAGAUAAGAUGGGAAAAAAACAUCACAUUGGGGGAACCACCAGGAUUCUUACAUUCUUGGUGGUGUGUAUUUUGGGAUCUCUACUGUGCAGCUCCAGAAAGACGGGAAACAUGUGAACAUUCAAGUGAAGCAAAAGCCUUCCAUGAUUAUAGCGCUGCAGCAGCUCCCAGCCCAGUGCUAGGAAACGUUCCCCCAGGAGAUGGCAUGCCAGUAGGUCCUGUACCACCAGGGUUCUUUCAGCCUUUUAUGUCACCUCGGUACCCUGGAGGUCCAAGGCCCCCACUGAGGAUACCUAACCAGGCACUUGGAGGUGUCCCAGGAAGUCAGCCAUUACUUCCAAGUGGAAUGGACCCAACUCGACAACAAGGACAUCCAAAUAUGGGUGGGCCAAUGCAGAGAAUGACUCCUCCAAGAGGAAUGGUGCCCUUAGGACCACAGUCUGACCCUUGGUUAUCAUUACAGAACUAUGGAGGUGCAAUGAGACCCCCCCUGAAUGCUUUAGGUGGCCCCGGAAUGCCUGGAAUGAACAUGGGUCCAGGUGGUGGUAGACCUUGGCCAAACCCGACAAAUGCCAAUUCAAUACCAUACUCUUCAGCAUCUCCUGGGAAUUAUGUAGGUCCUCCAGGAGGUGGAGGGCCACCAGGAACACCCAUCAUGCCUAGUCCAGCAGAUUCAACCAACUCUGGAGACAACAUGUAUACUUUAAUGAAUGCAGUACCUCCUGGACCUAACAGGCCUAAUUUUCCAAUGGGCCCCGGGUCAGAUGGUCCCAUGGGUGGAUUAGGAGGAAUGGAGUCACAUCACAUGAAUGGCUCUUUAGGCUCAGGAGAUAUGGACAGUAUUUCCAAGAAUUCUCCCAAUAAUAUGAGCCUGAGUAAUCAACCGGGCACUCCAAGGGAUGAUGGCGAAAUGGGGGGAAAUUUCUUAAAUCCUUUUCAGAGUGAGAGUUACUCCCCUAGCAUGACAAUGAGUGUGUGAUCCAUUACCAAGUCUCCUCAUGAAAACCACAGUGAGUCAGCCCUUCACAGAACUACUACGGAAGAAAAUUAUUCAUCACAGUGUACAGUUAAACAAAGGAAUCUCAGUCACACCAAACCAACCUUUUUAUUUCCUGCUCUCUCCCCUAUUUUUUGAAGAAAGCGGGUCCAAACGUGAUUCAAACAACUGUACAGAGUGGCAUAUUAGAAUUGCCCUAAACUGAACUGCAAAUAAUUAUCUGUGUAUGUAUAUGUGUGGGAAAGAGAAUGUAUUGUAUAUGUGUAUGUUAUAUGGACAUAUGCACAUACAUACAUUUACCCACAGGACAUUGUAAAAUAUUAUUACAUGACAUCUUAAGUAGAAAUAAGUAGGGACUUUUAUUCCAUCCUUUUUUUCACGUUUACAUUUUAAUUAUUAAAAGUUGCUCCUGCCCCUCCCUGAACUAUUUUGUGCUGUGUAUAUCACUGCUUUAUAUAAGUUAUUUUUUAAGGUGAACUCAGAUGUUAUGGUUUUGUAAAUGUCUGCAAUCAUGGAUAGGAAUAAAAUUGCUUAUUUGAGAGCUUUCAUUAAAUUGCGUCUGAUGCAAGUUCUCCUGUGAAUCAUAAAGUGUACUGUCUCAAAAAAAAAAAAGUGUGCCCUCAUCCUAUGUCAAAUCAAACAACUUCUCAGUUACCUUUAGUGAGAAGUAUUUUUGUACUUUUUAUUUAGGAAAAAUACUUCAACGAGGGCCUAACACAGUAUAUUUCUGCAAUAACUGCUUUAGAUGGAAUUCUUGACUUGUCUUUGAUGAUACAGAAAAUCAUUAAUUAGCCCCAACUGCUUAGACCAUAGCAAUAAAAUGACAGGGGUCGUCAUAUUUUUAGAAACAUAUUUUCUCUUUAACAUGAUAAAGCCCAGAAGUGCUUGAAUUUGUCACUUCUCACCAGGAAUAGUAGAGCUAAAUUUUUAAUAACAUGCUAAUGGAAAAUGGUAUCUGAUUUUUACUCAGACUUCUUGUGAACGUUUCCACAUAGACAUUGCAAAGAAGAUACAUUCCACUGACUGAGACUUUGAGCAGAAGGGGAAAAGAAGUUUUUCCUGGACCGGAGGGGCUUUGAAGGGCUGCUUUUCUGUCCACGUAGCUUGCUUACUAGCCGCAGAACUGACUGGUAACAGCCCCAUCUGUGCAUACCUCUCAUUGGCAGCACAGCGCCUGCUCUGUUCCCAGGAUCUAGGACUUUUAUUUAGAGGGAAAUCAUUUAUAGUAACUAUAUUCAUCUGGCCAUUGACUUCAGCAGGCUAAAUCUACGUUGUGUAAUUGUUCAGAAAAGAAUGUGUCUAUGUUAAAAAUUAAAGAAAAAAAGAACACUUUCCUUACUAAAACAAGUUGUUCGAUGGCACUUUCCAGAUCUUUUGGGGGUUUUGUGUUUAAUCUUACGUACAAACACCGAAAUCAUCAUAGAAAAGUGUGAAGACUUUAAUUUUGCACUCCAAAAGACAAGUUGGUGGUCCUUUGUUAAAAUUGUGAUACAAAUAGCCACUGGUAAACAUCAACUAUAUCUCAAACUCCAUAGAAUCUGAAAAAGCAUUGUUUAAUCUCAGGUAAGAGGAAUCCUUCUUCCUUUAGGCUGAUGGCUUCUAAAGUGAAAAUUUAGCCGUAUAUUUGCUAGUUCCUGGUCCCAGAUGACUUAUUUCUCUCAAAUUUGUAAUGAUCUACCCCUUCUGAAAGUAAAGAUUUGGCCUGUGCAUGACAGGGAUGCUGGGCAGAACUGUUGAAGGGGGGAAAAGAAGCUGAAUUAAAUGUAUGCUCCAGAUUUAAACUCUAACCAAAUGAGUGACCAUUCAUCCUACAGUGUGCGCGGACCUAGGACUGCACACUGGAGAACAGAUUCAAGCUUUCAAGCUGCAGAGAACUUUCAUGAAAAAGUCAAAUUAAAAGGUCUUUAACUCAAGCCAAGGUAAUCUGAAGAUGACACUUUGGAUAGACAUGUGAAUUUACCAAAAAUAAUUUUAAUUUUCACUUUUUUCUGAUCAUUGUGUGAACACUUUCAACCCUGUGAUUAUUAAGUUUAAUCUUAUGAUGCUAGAAAUUUCAAAUGUUUUUUGUCUAUUCACUCCAUUGCUAUUGAUCUUAAAUUUCUUUUAUUUGCCUUCUAAGAAGGUAUUGUUUCUUAUUAUCAUGAACAAUCAUGACCCCACUUUUACUUGCCAUUAUUUUAGGGGUAAUAUUAGAGUAUAAAUGGCAAUAUGGGUCCCAUUAUUCCUAGUCUACUUGGUAAAAAAAAAAAAGUAAAAUUCGAUUUUUUCAAUGUAUAGCAAUCAACUCAUCAUAAGUAUUUAUUUCUUCUCUCUUGCAAUCCAGAUUAUAAAUGGCUAUUUCAAAUUUUUUUAAAUUCCCGAAAUAGUUGAAAAUUUAUUUUGAAGAGAAAGUUCUAUUUAAGAAAACCAUAAAAUAAGAAUAUUGAAUUUUAAUGUCAAAUAACUUUCUCGUGCACCACGUGGAGGAUAGUAUAUCUGCAUAGUAAUUUUUUUAUAGGUUUUGAAUCAUUUAAACUUUAUCCUUUUCUCUUGCGUUUUCCAUCUCUAUCUAUGCAUUUAUAUUGGUCUUGAUAUAUACUACCUGUUCCUGCGUUAUUUUUACAUAUUUCAACUCACAGGAAUAGUAUCAGCAAUUCUUGCCCACACUGAAUACAUAAAAUACACAUAUGAAAUGUGAAAAUGUGUAACAAGUGAAAACAUUAAUUUUCAUUACUCUGCUUUGCAUUCUGCUGGACUCACUACAGUUGAAAAUAUAUGCCAAAUUGUUUCUAAAGUCUAGCUGUCUUAUAACAAAGUUUCCCAUGGGAACAAAGGCUAUAAAGUGCCAUUGACCUGGUAAUACCCACACAUUUGACGGAUGAAUCCUAGUGCUCUGUUACAACUGCUCCAGGUUGGACUCAGUUGCUGAUGUAUAGGAACUGUGCAGCUAGGAAGCUGAAGAUAAGAUUUCUCUGUUACCCAAAAGAUUAACAAAUCAAUUCUGCUCCCUGAGCCAUGCAAAGUGCCCAAAACACCCUUUUCCUUCCAGAAAUAGAAUAAAGAAAUCUUCCAUUUCUACUUUUUAUGAUGCUCUAAGAUAGCUGAAUUCUGUUGCAUUUCAUAGGAUCAUUCAGUUAGCAUUCCUCCUGUAGCUUAAAAAACAGCAAACAAAAUAAAUUUCAGCUUGGGACAUGAGGAAGCCCUACCUCUACCCACACCUUUUCUUCAUAUUAUUCUGGGCAUCUGCAGCAAAGCAUUCAAAACUGCUCCCUCGGCAGAGAAUUUUACACAGUCCUUAAUACUGUGAAGUCUUGAUUGGCUUCUUCCAUGUCUUCCUCUGUACCUCCCUCCCAAUCCCUGCAUCAUCCAGGAGAAGUAAGAUACAGACAUUUUUACCUUCUCAGCCCCUAAACUUUUCUUUCUCAUACAGUAUAUAGUUUUCCCAGGAGAAGUAAUUGCACUUUCCAUUUCUUGAUUAUCACUGUGAAUUAGAAGCAAUGCCACAAAUCAUAGCUACUUGACUUUGGAAAGCAUUGUAGUAUUUUAACACUGGUUUUGCCUUCAUUUUUAUGUUUUAUAUACCACAAUGCUCUAUUCUUGAAAAUACUAAUUGAUAGAAGUAGUGCAUGAGUGUAUAGUAUGGGAGGGAGAAGGUCAAUAUGGGGGUGGGGGAGAGUUGCCACAUAUUCUCCAAAAGGUAAAUUGGUCUUUUAAAAAAAAAAAAAAAACCCUCUCCUGGUGGUGUAAAUUUCUUGUUUGCAAUGAGGAGCAGGAGUCUGUGUUUGCUUAAAACAGUCGUACCCAGUUGUAAGCAGUGUAAGAGGCUCCCUGCGUCUUCAAAGCGUAAUUUGAGAAAUACCAGACAAGUCUAAGAAACAGUGGUGACCCACUAUUAAUAUACUUCUGUUUUGCAUACUCAACUUGUGUGAGCACGUGCACAUGCGUAUAUUGGGGGUGGUGAUAGGAGGUUUGCUCACAAAACACUCCCACUAUGACUUACAUUAUUUUAUACCACAACCGGUAAUGAUUAAACGUAAUUCUUUCCUUUGACUGUUUUUUAUUUCAUUGGUAAAGUAGCUGAUAAUAUUGAUUUGGGAUGAAAAGAGAGUAAUACAAGACAUAAGCAGAUGGAAUCUCCUGUGCCCAGCUUUAACAAUACCCAUGUUAGCUUGUCCACCUCAGACCUUCUUAGGAAGGCACUGCAUCUGAAGGUAAGAGCAUAAAUGAUCUUUUAUUCCUUGGUUACUUCACUGCCGUAUGAUUAUAGUUUUUUUAAUGUAGAUACUUGUUUACAAGAAAUUGAAUUGACAUUCUUCAUUUAUUUCACCAAAAGCAUCAGCUUUACCUAUGGAACUUGUAAAUCAGACUUUUGAAAGAAAUGACCUACAGAUGAAAAACACCUUAGACCAUUUUAAUUACUUUUCUAAACUAUAUUCUAAAGAGAAAUUCUCAGUUGAAUAGUCUCCUAAGGAAAAUUUCCUCUGUUGAGUUUCCUUAACUUAAUGUAACUUAAUGUUACAUUAAUGUUAAUUUAAUAUAAUCGGUCUUCCUGAAUAGAAGAAAAAUAAUUUCUGUAAGUAGUUUAAUGUAAAUAUUUUUGCUGACUACAUCCUUAAAAAUGAAAUACAGUAUUACCUGUAGAUACUAGAAAUUUUAAAGUAGGACUAAAUGUUUUCAUGUAUAGAAUUACAGUUUGUCUCUUCUCCCUUUGUGGCUGUGGCUUUACUAUCCUCAGGAUAAACUGGACUUGUUUUGAUUAUCCCAGGCAUUGAAAUAUUGUGGUCUGUUCCUAGAACUAUUUAGCAUUUCAUUUUUUAAAUGAAAUGUGAAAUUAGCAUGAAAAAAGUAUUAAUAUGCCUUUAAAAAUGCUAUCAAGGAUUUAUUUCUAAUUAACAUUAAAACUUUACCCCACUUUCUCUUUUGCAUCAUAUGACCUCACUAUAUUGCCAAGGAAGUGAAAUUUGGAUUCCUCACAGUGUUCUCAGAACACAAUACAAAAACGUUGUCAGCUAAAUUUCCAUCAUGUCCUGGUAAAAUUGCUCAGUAAAAUGUAAUUAACCAUCUAGUUAUUAGGAAGCAGUUCAAAUAAUCUGUCCAGUUUACAUAAUUUAAAAACAAAUCUUUACAUUUAGCAAUACCUUAGAAAUAUUAAUAUAAACUACUCAUUAAAAUGUGUAUAUUACUUUCUACCAAAAACUAUAUGUUAGAGUGAAUAAAAGACAUGCUGUUGUUUCCAGUAUGGAAAAUGGAAAAGUCUUUAUUCAUAGAAUUCUUUAUUCAUGAAAGCUGUGAGCUGAUCGGAUUGUUUAAUUUACCUAAUUGUGAUUGUAAGAGCUUAAUAUGUUUUUUUCCCACGUGUUAAAUUGUUACCUAUAAUGUCAUCCUGGAAAAAUAGAAUUAUUUGUAAGGUUUUUACAAAUGAACAAAUUAUGUAUAAAUAUAAUUGGAAUCUGGGAUGAUUCUUAGUGAUCUACUAUCCUUAAUUCAACCAUGGCCAUCAGCUACCUGACACAUUCUGUAAAUUUAGCAUGCACGUGUGUGCAUGUGCAUUGCGUGCAUACAUGGCCAUUAUUGCAUUUAUCUUCAAAUGGAUUUAUCACUUAAUGUCUUUGUACAAAUACCUGGACUAUUCAUGUAAUGGAAAUGGAAGGUUGUCAUAAAAAGGUACAUAAAUGUCCCUUAAUUCAGCACCUAUUUUCACACUUAAUUUUAAAAAUACAACUUUUCAUUUACAGUUUCUACCCUUUUCAUUUCUAGCCUCUGCUUUAUUACUUAUAGAAAAAGUAAGGAAAUUAUUCAUCGGAAGCAAGCAUAAGUGUUUCUGAAUGACAAAAUAUAACUAAUGUGGAUUUGUGUAUAUGACUGAGGUAGAUAGACAUUAUGCCUAACACAAAAAACAGGAGUCUAUAGUAUCAAAGAAUUGAUAUGCAUUAAGAAAAGGCUAUAUGUGGCUGGUUCUAGAUAACUAAACCAAAUACCAAAAAUCGUUAAUAUGGUUAUCAAAUAUCUGUUAAUGGAUAAUAGUUUUAUAUUUUAUUCCAAACAACAUUAUACAUAAUGUGGAAAUCUGAAGCAAUUAUGCAGGUAAUUUAUGCAAAACUAUGCUUCUCCUCAAGUGCAUUUAUCUUUUUGAUGAAUUGUACAGAUGGUUGUCUCAGUUCACCAUUGUCCAAAAAAAGAUUCUGAAGUAGGUCCUGCAUACUAGAUAAAUAAAAAUUUAGGAGGAGGAAGAUCUAUAACUGAGAUUAAAAAUUCAUCCUAGAUAUAAAUUAAAUAUAUAAAUCUUUUUCUAAUAAAUUCUUUAAUACUGGUUCCACAGUAUUUAAGAGUAUUUAAGUAUUAAGUGUUUCUAGUAUUCUGGUUUUGAUCCAAACAAGGCUUUCUAGUUCAGCAAUGCAGCACAUUUGUACCUAGUGCUUAGAAAGGAAAAUGCCAUAAAUUCCAAUAGCCAGACACCUUCCUGAGCCAAAGUUUGCCUCAAGUAAUUUGUCAGGCAAUUGUAGCAAGCUGUCUGGAUUUCUGGGAGAUGGAGGGGUGGGUAGCAAGGCAACUGAAUGGUCCCUUAAUUUAAAACAAGUAGGAGUCCUAUAACUAAGAUAAGAUUUAGCAUAGAUAAAUAAAAGCCAGCAGAAUCAGUUUAAUUCCCCCUCAGCUCCUCUUGGUGAAUGAGAUAAUAGUCUAAGAGUCCAGAAUGAAGGAAAAAGGGUUAGAGUGUCUGCAUACCUAGCCCCAAAUAAUAUGUAUCAAGUAUCAAGUAAAAGUCAUCAAGUAUUUGUUCUCACAGCUCAAUGUGUUCUUUUUUUAUGUUCCAAUAAAACUUUAUUUACACAAGUAGGCAUGUGAUUCACCAGCUAUAGGUUGCUGACUUAUGCUAUAUAACAACAGUGUUAUCACAACUAAAGUUAACAAAAAUUCCCUAACAUUACCUAACAACCAAUCUAUAUUUAAUUUUUGCAGUAGCCCCCAAAUGCCCGUGUUGUAUUUAUCGGAUUUGUUCCCACUUGUAUUGAGAAAUAAUUAAAAUACAUCACUGUAUAAGUAUAAGGCAUACAGCAUGAUGGUUUGACUUACGUAUAUUAUGAAAUGGUUACCAGAAUAAGGUUCAGCUAACAUACACAUACAAUAAAAAGAAAAGAAAGGGAAAAAAAUUUUGUCCUUGUGAUGAGAACACUUAAUAACUUUCUUAAUAACUUUCUUAUUAACUCUUAAUAACUUUCCUGCAUAGUAGUAUAUAGCUGUGUUAGCCAUAGUCCCCAUGUUGUACAUUACAUCUCCAGUACUUAUUUAUCUUAUAACUGGAAGUUUUUACCUUUUGACCACUUUCCUCCAAUUUCCCCUUACCCCCACUCUCAACGUAUUCUUAAAAGUAAAGAAACACUUUACACCAAAAGAGGCAUAAAGAUUUAUAAAGAAAUUCCAGAAGUUUUACUACCUACACAAAUUGUCUGAUGAGAAAUAGGGCAUCCCUUUAUGGAAAGAUCUAGAACCAACAGACAUUGUACAUAUAAAUGUUUAGCUGUCCUGGGGCGCCUGGGUGGCUCAGUCAGUUAGGCAUCUGCCUUCGUUCGGCUCAGGUCAU